CCAGUUAUCCCCCUUUCCCGCCAUUAUCGCCAAAACCCCACUUCCGUUUCAGUUCCUUUGAAAAUAGCGCACUCGUUCUCGUCUUACCCGUUACUCGUUAGGGCUUUGACGUCCGACGAGCAAGAUCGUGGUCACGACGAUGGAGGACUCGGAGCGUUUCCCCGGUCCGGCGGGUACUCCCACACCAUCCGGGGCGGGGACUAUCAAGAGGAUCCGAUUGGAGAAUUUCAUGUGCCACAGUAAUCUACAGAUUGAGCUCGGCCCGCGGAUCAAUUUCAUCACCGGCCAGAAUGGGAGUGGUAAAAGUGCAAUACUUACUGCAAUUUGCGUAGCCUUCGGAAGCAGAGCUAAGGGGACGCAGAGGGCGGCCACACUGAAGGAUUUCAUAAAAAAUGGUUGCAGUCAUGCUGCUGUUGAAGUGGAAAUAAAAAAUGAAGGACAUGAUGCAUUUAAGCAUGAUAUUUAUGGCGAUGCCAUAAUUUUAGAGCGUCGAAUCAAUCAGUCCGGUGGCUCCAUGACUCUAAAGGAUCACCGAGGAAGAAAAGUUGCAGGUCGGAAAAAUGAUAUUCAGGAGCUCAUUGAUCAUUUUAAUAUUGAUGUGGAGAAUCCUUGUGUAGUGAUGAGUCAAGACAAAAGUAGGGAGUUCCUGCAUUCUGGGAACAAGAAAGACAAAUUCAAGUUUUUCUUCAAGGCUACUCUUCUUCAGCAAGUUAAUGAUACCUUGCAAAGGAACACGGAAGGACUGAAGUCAGUAAGUGCCGCUGUUGAUGAAGACGAGGCUUCUAUUAAACCAGUAGAGAAAGAACUUGAAGACUUGCAGAGAAAAAUUAGAAACAUGAAGCAUUUGGAAGAAAUUUCUCAGGAGAUAGAGGUUUUGACGAAGAAGCUAGCAUGGGCAUUGGUUUAUGAUGUAGACAAGAAAAAAAAGGAGCACAUUGUGAUGAUGGACACACUCAAACAACGUGUUCCUGCUUGCCAAAGAAAGAUAGAUGAGCAACUAGCUAAGAUGGAAUCCCUCAAGGAAAAAUCAUCAAAGAAGAAGGGUCAAAUUGAUUGCCUGAUUGUCAAAGCAUCGGAAGUGAAGAGUAAGCAGAAGGAAUUCGAGGAGUCUAUUUCUAUGGCCAGAAAGGAGAAGAUUGAGUUAGAAGAAAAGCAUAAGCGUGCUACUAAUCAGAUUGACGACAAGGAGAAACAAGUAUCAAAACAUAAGCGGCAAAUUGAGGAAAUUAAAGAGCAGCAUCUUAGAAACACACAGGCUGAAAAAUCUGAAACAGAGGAAAAGAUCAGAGAACUUAAACGCACAAUAGAUGCUGCAACCGACUCACUCUCAAGGUUAGAGAAUGAGGAAUUUGGCUCAACAGAUUACAGGGAUAAGAUAGAAGGUGAAACUGAUGAGAUUGCUAAACAGAUUUCAGAUAACGAGAGAAAACAAAAUGUUCAUCGGUCAGCCAUUAUAGAGCUUCAAAAUAACAGAAGAAACAAGGUCACAGCAUUUGGAGGAGGUAAAGUCCUUCAACUUCUGCGUGCAAUUGAAAACCAUCGUCAUCAAUUUAAAAGGCCACCAAUAGGUCCAAUUGGCGCUAAUAUGGCCUUAGCAAAUGAUGAUCGAUGGGCUCUAGCUGUUGACUGUGCGCUUGGGAAGCUGCUCAAUGCGUUCAUUGUGACAAAUCAUAGUGAUUCUGUUCUUCUAAAAAAUUGUGGAAGAGAAGCAAAUUAUGGUCACCUGAGAAUCUACAUAUAUGACUUCGAACGACCAAGGUUAAACAUACCUCCUCAUUUGCUUCCCGGUACAAAUCACCCAACUGUUCUAUCUGUUAUACAUUCCAGCUAUGAUACAUUGCUGAAUGUGCUGAUAGAUAUGGGUAAUGCAGAAAGGCAAGUCCUUGUCAAGGACUAUGACACCGCCAAGGCAGUUGCUUUUGAUCAAAGAAUGUCAAAUGUGCAUGAGGUUUACACGUCAGAUGGAUAUAGAAUGUUCUGUCGCGAGUCAGUGCAGACAGUGCUUCCCCCAAAUCAGUGGCUUAGUAAGCGUCUAUGUGCUUCAUUUGAUGAUCAAAUCAUUGAUCGUGAGCAACAGGUCCAGGUUCUUGCUAAAGAAGCUGAAGAUCUACGACAGAGGAAGCGGGAUUCUGAGGGAAGUCUACAUAGUCUUGGAGAAACACUGCGGUCAGCGAAGAAGAAACGCUGGGACGCUGAGCGGGAGUUGGCAUCUAUGAAACUAGAGCUGGAGGAUUUGGAGCGAUCAACUGACAGUGCUAGUAUGUCGCUGCCAACAUCAACUUUGCGCAGAAGAUAGAAGAAGAGAUAAAGCACAAACAGACUACUGUAGAAAAGCUUCAGUUUGAAAUUGGAAAAGCUGAAGCAAAAUUUAAGGCUCUGAAGAUGUCCUUUCAGAGUUUAUGUGGUAUGACUAGUGUUGGUGGAUUUCUCUUUUAGGAAAAAAGAUCACCUUAGGAUUAGUUUCUCUUUGGCUUAAUUGUAAAACUGUAGAUUCAGCAAAAGAAGAUUUCAAGACCCUGGAUGAUGCUGAGAUUGAGCUGACGAAGAUUGAGACCGAUCUGAAGACUGCUGAGGAGGAGCAUCAGAUGGACUAGAUAGCAGCAGUCCAGAGCAACUCAGUGCCCAUUUAAGUAUACGGAAAGAUAGGCUUCACAAGGAGAGUCAGCAGUAUGUCCUGAUAUGCUGAACAUUAUAUAUUCCUUUAGUGAUUUAAAUGAAAAGGUCUUACACUUACAUUGGCAGGUUUUCAGAAUCUAUUGAUGAUCUGAGAAUGAUGUACGAGGAAAAAGAAAAUAAAAUUCAAAAGAGAAGACAAUGGUGUAAAACAUUCAGAGAAAAAUUGGAGGUCUGCGUGAAAGCAUUAGAGUUGCGGUGGAAGAAGUUCGAGAGCAAUAAGAACAGCGCAAGGCGUGAUUUAACUUGGAAUUUCAAUGAUCAUCUGGGAAAGAAAGGAAUAAGUGGGAACAUCAAAAUUGACUACGAGGAAAAAAGUCUGGGAGUGGAGGUGAAAAUGCCACAAGAUGCAUCAAAUAGCUCAGUUCGCGACACAAGAGGGCUUUCAGGUGGUGAGCGCUCCUUCUCAACUCUAUGCUUUGCACUAUCACUUCAUCAGAUGAUAGAGUGUCCAUUCCGAGCGAUGGAUGAGUUUGAUGUAUUUAUGGAUGCGGUGAGUCGCAAAAUCAGCUUGGACACACUGGUGGAUUUCGCGCUAAGUCACAAAGCUCAGUGGAUAUUUAUUACUCCUCACGAUAUCAGCAUGGUGAAACAAGAUGAGAAUAUAAGGAAGCAGCAAAUGGCAGCGCCUCGAUCUUAGGCAUUCAACGAUGCACGUUCACUGGUUCGAUCUUAUUGUUUGAUGAACAGCUUCUGGAAAUUUUCUUUUGAUUUUUGUACAUAGUAUCAAGGGUCCAAAAUCUGUGCUGACUCUUCUUCUCAAUUGCAUGCAUGCAUGCAUAUCCCACCACCAUGCAUGCCAUUACAAUUAGGGUUUUGGGGGUUUCUUCGGUUGAAAUUAAUUUAUGCCGUUGGGCCUGCUUCUCCAAUCAAAGCAGAAAAUUGAGUUCCCUGCC
Molecule: messenger RNA, 3569 nt
Organism: Linum tenue
Lineage: Eukaryota; Viridiplantae; Streptophyta; Magnoliopsida; Malpighiales; Linaceae
Source: the annotation of a GenBank genome assembly